AACACGAUCGCUUCCGUGGCUGCUGGAGUGCUGGUACCUACUUCCUUAGCUGCAACUUGGCCUUUUUAGCUGUCGGCUCUUGAGGAGCUCGGAAGCAGAACCCAAAACGAUGAACACAGAUACCUUGUCCCUGCGUGUAGCAGCAGAGAGAACCCCAAAAUCUAUGCUGGGUGCUGCCAUCUGCAUGUUUUUUACAGGUUGGUGGAUAAUCAUAGAUGCAGCUGUAAAAUACCCUAAGGUAGAAGACUUCAACCACUCCUACCAUGCUUGUGGGGUUAUAGCCACUAUUGCAUUCCUCAUGAUCAAUGCAGUGUCCAAUGGCCAGGUGCGGGGUGACAGUUACAGCGAAGGCUGCCUGGGACAAACAGGUGCUCGGAUCUGGCUGUUCAUUGGGUUCAUGAUGGCUUUUGGAUCUCUGAUUGCUUCCAUGUGGAUCCUCUUUGGAGGUUAUGUUGUUAAAGAAAAAGCAGCAGUGUACCCAGGAAUUGCUGUGUUUUUCCAGAAUGCCUUCAUCUUUUUUGGAGGCCUGGUCUUCAAGUUUGGCCGCACAGAAGAUCUGUGGCAGUGAACACAGCUGUGGAGCAUCCUGGCUGUGCUGCUUUUUAACUCCACACUCCCAACGUUUUGUAAGCCCCAUUUUUUGUAAGCAAUUGCGUCUGAAGAUAAGUCAAGGAAAACUUCAGUCUCAGCACUAAAAAUCCUGGUUCUAUCCUGUUGUUGUUUUUUACUCUCAAUGUGUCCAUUCAAAUGUUGUCCUGCUCUUGACAAAGGUCAGAUCACUGCCAGUGCUGAGGGCAGUCACUCUCUGCUAGGAUGUUUGCUACAAGUACAUAGUGUAGAGGAAAAUUGGAUCUAUUUAACCAGCUCUUUCUAGGACAUAUACAAUCCAAAACUUCACUGAAAAUGCUUUAAAACUCCCUUUUUAACAUCUAUUUAUUAAAUAUUUCCUGUUUCUGGACAAUAUAACCAUUUCUUCAAUUUCAAAACUUGGUGUCUGGCUUUUCAUUAUUUGCAUCAUUUUAGAACUGUAAACUCUGCUGGUUUGGGUUGUGUUUGUUCUGUUUUCCCCCUCCUUGAUUAUUCAUCCUACAGUGACAAUAAGGAAGUAGCUGGUGAGUAACAACUCCUGGGGUUGCUGUGGCUGAUGGUGUAGAGGCACAGUAUAAAUUAUGCUUCCUGUUGGC
Messenger RNA from Indicator indicator, 1184 nucleotides. It is a transcript of the gene TMEM50A, whose product is annotated as transmembrane protein 50A. NCBI's taxonomy places the organism in Eukaryota, Metazoa, Chordata, Aves, Piciformes, Indicatoridae. Gene Ontology annotation, biological process: protein targeting to vacuole; late endosome to vacuole transport via multivesicular body sorting pathway. The record is from RefSeq and is a predicted model, not a curated record. The transcript has 6 exons. Bases 110 to 568 code for a protein of 152 amino acids.